ACACGUAGGCUUGAUGUCCGGGCGACUCAGCUGUGUUUGAUCACUCUCUUCUCUUCCUCUUAAUAAUGAUACACCGGACAUAUGUGUGGAUAAGGAACUGAACCGAAGCUAGCAGCGGAUCAUCAACCGGCUCUCGCUCGGAUGGAAGCUUGCUGUCGAGUUUUAGGACCAUUAAACUAGCAGGUGUGUUCGAUUAGUUGACGGGGUUCCAUCCAGAGGACGUUAAGUCCGAGGGUCAAAGAGGAAGAACUCUGAAGAUGGACCCCGACAGUGUCUUCACCAGAGUGGAGAGGACUUUCUGGACAGCUUGGUACUAUAUAACCGGAGCUGUGAACAGAUUCAUCAGGCCAGAGCCCGUUGACAUCGCCAGCAAUGACAUACAGGCCAUCCAGGGAUCUGCGGUUGACAGUGAGCCCGUUAAGUCUGCUGAUGCAGAUGGUGAUGUUGGCAGAAGAGGGGUCGAUGAGGAACAGCCUCUUGCAACAUCCUCUCUGAUUAGCUCAUCUCGGCCACUUGUUGCCGGGGAAGUUUGCACCACAGAAAUCAACUUAAGGCCUGAUGAAGAAAGCGUGGAGUACACAAUCCAGCCGAACAGAAUCAGUGAGAGCAAAGCAACUGAGGAAGGUGAGGGCACAAGAGAGGAGCAGUUUGCCCGAGCGAGAAAUGACGAUGAUGGACUGCUGGUUGCAAAGGAAGACAAACAAGAUGACAAAGAAGACAAUGGAGAUCAGAAAUUGCCCAGACAAGAUGAGACGCCGGAGAAUGAACAUACGAACACCAGGUCACAAAGACUUACAGAUGAUGCAAUGUGUGAAGACAUGGAGGAAAGUGAAAGAAAUGCUGGUAAUGAGGAGGUGUCAAUGACAGUGGAUGAUCAUCAAAAAAUGGAUGAAAUCAUCCCAGUGAAGGAAGAAGAUGAUAAAAUGCAGCAUGAUCAUAAACCAGAUUUGGUGGCGGAAGACAUUGAGGUGCAACUGUGCACAAUCAAAGAUUUUAGUAUAAAAGAAGAGGAUGACAUGCACAUUAAAGGGGCAAAGUUGCAGAGGAAUGAGGCAGAUACAGCGGUGACGCAUGAGGAAGAAGAAUACACUGAUAGUGUGCAACAGCUGGCCUCUCAAAAUGAGAAAAAGUCUGAAGCAGCAAAACGAGUUGAAAAUCAGCUGUCGCUCUGUAAAGAGUUGUCAGACGAAGGUAGACGUUUUAGGGGAGACCCGGGCUUUACUUCACUGCAUGUUGAAUUACAAACAACCUAUGACAAAAGUGGCAGUGUUUCUGAGGAGGAAGUAAUUGUUGUCGAGCAAGAGCAUCUGAUGACUCAUAGAAGUGGAAGAGGUGUGAAAGAGGAGGAUGAGGGUGCUGUCAUUGAGGAAGAAAAUAGCAAUGGUGCUGCAACCAACCAGACAAAAGAUGAGGCGCCAGAGCAGGAAGGCGAUAUCAGAACAGUUACAGAAGACAGAGAAGAAGAACAGAAUUUAGUUGAACAUGAAGUGACACAGAAUGCUGAAACAGAGCCCCACACAGCUGAAUUUUCAGAUGGAGAACAAGGGGUUGUGGCUAAGGAUGCCAAAGUGCAAACUACAACGAGAGAGGCUGAUGUUGAGACAGAAAGUCCCGGCACCGUGAUCGAAGAAAGGUCUGAUGGGACAGAGGCUCACAUUUCCAUAGAGGAGAGGCUUUCCAGCAAAGUCCAUAACAAAGAAAAUAUCAUGGAAAUAGGAUGUAUGUCCACCUCGGCUACAAAAAAAACUGAAGGCGAGGCUGGACAGGAAAUGACUGAAAAGCUUAAAAAUAUUCCCCUGGGGUUAGGUGAAGGCCGGGUUGUUGUGUCGCCGGAGCUAAACUCUCCAACAUGUGAGGAAACAGAAGAGGGAGUUCCUGAAUACAACAAUGAGCCUGGUCCUGGGGAAAACGCAACACAAAGGUUCCUGGAAGAAGGAGAUUGCGAGGAAAUCCAGGGAAGCCAAUUACCAGAAGAGGUGGAGAGCAAAGAGCCAGAGAGCCUUCAAAACAGUGGGUUUAGCACCGGAGCUGACUAUUUACUAGUGAGGGAGCAGAUGGAAGAGAAACAAGAAAGUCCACGAGAUAUUAAGGGUAGCUUUGAAACUGGAUUGCCACAAGAAUCAGAGAAACCACUUGUUGAAGUAGUUAUUCAAGAAUCAGGACAUUUAUUUGUGGAAGAGGAAGGAGAAUUGCUGGUUGACUUAAUGAAGACGGGGAUUGAACACUUGAGAUUUGAGUCCGACGUCGGCUUACCAGACGAGAGCGUCAAGGCACAAGAUGGGCCUGAAGGGCUUUUGGUUGAAUUUGAAAUAGACAAAGAGCUACAUGAUUCCAACAUAGCUGAUGCUGCUGGAGAUGGCAGUGAGUUGCCAGGAGAUGAAACAACAAAGGGAGAGGUUGGAUUUGCUGAUGAAACUUUCCUUGAGGUCAAAGAACAGAAGAUGACAGUGACUAGGUUCUUUCAGGAAUCUGUUGAUGCCGUAGACUCUGAGCUAAACUGCAACAUGACUCCUAGUUCCUUGGUAGACAUUACUAAAUCUGAACUCCUAAAACAGUUGGAUGAGACUGAGCCUGAAUUACGUGAAGAUGUGGAAAUGCAAGAUGCAGGGAUACAUAUGGAGGAGGAUGCAGCAGAAGAUGAAAAGCAGAACAAAAAUGAGAUGGCGUUUUUACAUCUGCAGGUAGCAGGAAUGGCAGACUCAGAAUCGUAUAGACCAGUUGAGUCACUGCACACGGAAAUUCAACUAUCAGACGAAGCAUGGGAGAUAAGCAAUGAGGAGGUUUUAACUGAAGCAGCAGGUGAAUCAAAGACAGUUGAGUCCAAACCGAAAGAUUUGACUUCAUCAACAGAAGAAGUGGCAAAGCAUGUGACAGAAUCUGAGGCGAGUUGUGCCGAAGAAACCGUUUGCUCCAUUAGUGGCUAUCAGGAUGUGAUCGAUGAAGAAAUCCUCGACUUGUGGCUACAGACAGCGUUGUCGGAGGACACUGGUGGAAUAAAACACCAAGAAGGGCCAGAGCCUAGACGCCAAAUGGAGCCAUUGAAUCAGGAACAAGAUGAAAUAUCAUCAGUGCAGCCAGAGAAGGAUGAAGAGCAGUUUCUUGAAUUAAAUUCAAAAGAAUCUGAGUUAGUGAGUGACACAGAAAAGUCUUCAUCAACAGUAGAGUCUGGAUUUUUGGACCAGUCUCUCUGUGAAUGGGGCAUACACAACAGUGAAACUCAGCUACUGAAAACAAGUAGCGCUGUGUCAUUACCAGGCAUAUAUAACAUGUUGGCUAAUAUGUCCGAAUCAGCAAAUAUCCCUGAAUUGUCUCCACAAGAUUUUACCUCUGGAUCUCUAGAUAAAGUCAUGGAGAAAGUAGCUGAGACAGCGCAAUCAUACCUGAAAGAGGAGGAUUUCAUCCGUGAGAGAGGAUUUCACCUUGAUACAGCCGUUGCGUCACCAGAGGCCAGACAUCUGAAUCAGGAAUUGCAAGAAAAAACAGAAGAAGUGGACACUCAAACUGGAUCAGAGAAAGAGGUUGAUGCUGAGGUAACUGAUUGGACAGACACUAAAGAAGCAGAGUUUAAGCCAAUGACAGAAAUGACCAUGAGAAUGUUCAGAGGUGAGAAGCCAAAAGCAGAAGAUGAGCCUCUUGAGAUAACUUUGUCUGACUCUCUAGAUCAAAUCAAACACAUUGAAUCAGGACAACCUAGAAGCAGCUCCGAGUCUUUGUUUGAGGAGGAAAUAGUUUUGACACACUCUGGUUUACAAGGCGACACCUGCACUGAAUCCAAGAGCAAGUUGCCCUCCCUGGACAAACCACAGCCUGGAUGGUCAGAAGAUAUUGCUGAAUCAUUUCCUGGGCUGAACACGAUGGAGGUGGCAGAACAGCCAACAACAGAGUCUAAAGAUCUGAUGGAGGUGGACACUGCUGCACUUGACUUUUCUGCGCAAAGGUCAAGAAUAUCUGUUAAAAACCCUCGUGUAAGACCACCCAAAGAUCCCCGCUCCCUUCUACAUAAGCCCUCAGUGGAUCCCACACCCUCUUCACAUCUGUCAGCCAAAGUCCUUGCAGGUGUGCCACUGAGAGGCUUGGGCAUUGGAAUCAAACUGCCUGGGCUUGGUGCAGGUUUUCCUGUUUUAAAAAAGACACAACGGGUUGUGAGCGAUGAAAAUAGUCCAGAAACCCUCUCACAGGAGACAAAACCAGAGGAGAAGAGUGACUCUCCCAAACAAGACGAGGCACAACCUAAACCCAAAUGGAUGACACCAAGACAUCCAGGAUUUGGAAAUCCACUUAUGUCCGAGCUGAAGACCAAACUGAAGAAAACCACAAAAGAGUGAAAGGAAUUUAAUUGUAUCGGUGUGUAUGAAUAUUUGAAUAUUAUACAGAAAUUGCUUUAUUUUUUUUGUAUUUAUGAAACUGAAUACGUGGAUGCAAUGGUAAUUGUGUCACUUAUUUGCUCUAUGUUUUGUAAUAAAGCUUUGCUAAAAAC
Etheostoma cragini (Arkansas darter) is the source of this 4477-nucleotide messenger RNA. Its product is annotated as claspin. Lineage: Eukaryota; Metazoa; Chordata; Actinopteri; Perciformes; Percidae. The record is from RefSeq and is a predicted model, not a curated record. The transcript is spliced from 6 exons. Bases 258 to 4325 code for a protein of 1355 amino acids.